Sus scrofa (pig) is the source of this 4554-nucleotide messenger RNA. It is a transcript of the gene HTR1A, whose product is annotated as 5-hydroxytryptamine receptor 1A. Gene Ontology annotation, molecular function: G protein-coupled serotonin receptor activity. Gene Ontology annotation, biological process: regulation of vasoconstriction; regulation of hormone secretion; positive regulation of MAPK cascade. NCBI's taxonomy places the organism in Eukaryota, Metazoa, Chordata, Mammalia, Artiodactyla, Suidae. The record is from RefSeq and is a predicted model, not a curated record. Gene Ontology annotation, cellular component: plasma membrane.
GUUAAGCGUGGGAGGGAGGGAGACCGGCUGUCAGAGCAAUACUAGAAGGAUAAAGAAAGGGGAGUGAGAAGGGAGAGAAACUGAAAGGGACGGGUAAUGGGAGAAGGAGGAGGCUUAAGAGAAAGAUAAAGAAAAGAGUGGGAGAGAGAGAAGGAGAGAAGCAAGGAGAAGAAGGAUACAGGGGGACUGUGGAGGAUGGUGUUUGUCUAUUCCAGAUACUUCUAAGUAUCUUUUGCUGGUGUGAGGCUCUUUUGCUAGUGGGAAGAUUCCGGGUCUGCCAGCGGAUUAGGCAGCGGCAAAGUAAAAUGGUCAGCGAGAGACAGACAUUCCAGCCACUUUUACGCCGCCCAGAGAUCCCGGAGCUGUUCUCUGGCCAAUUCGUUUCCCAGCUGGAGUCUUUGAGCGCGCUGGACUACAAGAGCCCAGGAAGCGCCUAGAAGAUAGCAGCUCCUCGGAGAUGCCUUCGCCUGAGCAGUAAGAACUUCCUGCUUGAGUCCCCGAGUACCCUUCCCCGUGAAACUCCCAGGGAAAGAGGGGUGGAAGACCCCAGGGGGAGGGGGGGGAUCCUGGCGCAGCCCUUUCUCCCCUCCCCCUCCCCCGCUGGGAGCGCAGGCAUGGAUGUGCUUAGCCCUGAUCAGGGCAACAACACCACGUCGUCCCAGGGUCCCUUCGGGGCACGCGGCAACGCUACUGGCAGUUCCGACGUGACCUUCAGCUACCAAGUGAUCACCUCUUUGCUGCUGGGCACACUUAUCUUCUGCGCAGUGCUGGGCAAUGCGUGCGUGGUGGCUGCCAUCGCCCUGGAGCGCUCCCUGCAGAACGUGGCGAACUAUCUUAUAGGCUCGCUGGCCGUCACCGACCUCAUGGUGUCAGUGCUGGUGCUGCCCAUGGCCGCGUUGUAUCAGGUGCUCAACAAGUGGACUCUGGGACAGGUCACCUGUGACCUGUUCAUCGCCCUCGACGUGCUGUGCUGCACCUCGUCCAUCCUGCACCUGUGCGCCAUCGCGCUGGACAGGUACUGGGCCAUCACAGACCCCAUUGACUACGUGAACAAGAGGACGCCCCGGCGCGCCGCUGCGCUCAUUUCGCUCACUUGGCUCAUUGGUUUCCUCAUCUCCAUCCCGCCCAUGCUGGGCUGGCGCACCCCAGAAGACCGCUCAGACCCUGAUGCGUGCACCAUCAGCAAGGACCACGGCUACACUAUUUACUCCACCUUCGGCGCUUUCUACAUCCCGCUGCUGCUCAUGUUGGUUCUCUACGGGCGCAUCUUCAGAGCAGCGCGAUUCCGAAUCCGCAAGACUGUCAAAAAGGUGGAGAAAAAGAGAGGCAACAACCCCCUUGGGGCGUCGCCUGCCCCGCAGCCCCCAAAAAGCGUAAAUGGUGAGCCAGGUAUCAGAGACUGGAAACAAGGCAUGGAGAACAAGGCAGCAGCGGCUCCGUGCGCCAACGGCGCGGUGAGGCAGGGCGAAGAAGGUGCCGCCCUGGAGGUGAUCGAAGUGCACCGAGUGGGCAACUCCAAAGAGCACUUGCCGCUGCCCAACGAGGCCAGUGCUGUCUCCUGCGUCCCCACCUCCUUCAAGAAGAAAAAUGAGCGCAACGCUGAAGCCAAGCGCAAAAUGGCCUUGGCCCGAGAGAGGAAGACUGUGAAGACGCUGGGCAUCAUCAUGGGCACCUUCAUCCUCUGUUGGUUGCCCUUCUUCAUUGUGGCCCUGGUCCUGCCUUUCUGCGAGAGCAGCUGCCACAUGCCCACCCUGUUGGGCGCCAUAAUCAAUUGGCUGGGCUACUCCAACUCUCUGCUCAACCCUGUUAUUUACGCCUAUUUUAACAAAGACUUCCAAAACGCUUUUAAGAAGAUUAUCAAGUGCAAGUUCUGCCGCCGAUGAUGAUGGAAGAGUAGCCUUCGAGGAGGUCUACUCCAUCUAACCUGCACCCCUUAGCCCUCUGGAAUCAAAGCCUUUGCUACUUUUCCUCUGACAUUCUCAGCUGCUCUGAGCGCUGCUUCCAGACGCCAAGCCCCCUCCCUCAGCCCUCAAUACUCUGCGGCGAAGGAGGGAGCACUGUGCAGAGAGCCUCCAGCCGCAGGGCAACUGAGUCUGGGAAACUCCCCGGGUCUCUGAGAUGCUAUCCAGGCUCAAACUUUGGCCUUGGAAUCAGUUUUGAUCCCAGCAAUUGAAACCUCCCUCUUCUGCCCCCCAGAUAUUCCCGGCGGAAGUUUAAGCCUCAGCUGUUCCAGGCAAAAAAUCCACUCUAAAAAGAAACUGUACAUCUAGCCGCCGCUCUCACAAAACGCUUCCACCUGAUCGCUUCACUGCUAUAACUUGAACUUCAAGUUCAGGACUUUGCUCAGUUCCCCAGCAACCACCCCCUGGCCCCGCCCACUUGCCCUAGAAAUGUUCAGGUUUUUUUUUUUUUUUCAAUCUCUUUCCUUAUUUCCUUUCCCAUCUUCCCUUUUACGCCCUUGCUAAUCCCUCGGCGUUAAUUUGCUAGUCGGGAAAUGUGGGAGGGUCUGCUUUUCCCUUUGCCUACGGGUCCUCUGGGAAUCCCCGCCUCCAGGUGUAGACUCGCAGAAUAACUCUUCCGCGAAGAGCGCCUUGCGUUGUUUUCUUGGAUUUAAAACAAGUGGCUAGAAGUUGUCUUUUACAGUGGACUUGUAAGUACAAGGUUGGGCCAGUGGGGGAGAGCAAGGGACUGCAGAACGAAUUUUUCCUUGCCUGCCUCGGUGUUGGCACUCACCAAAGAAACUAAAAAUAAUAGGGAAGGGAGAACGGACUUCUGUUUUUACAGGUUUCCGGCGGGUCCGUAAGUGGCAUCGCCACUUAUCUACUGUGGGAGGCGCCCGCCUGCCACGCUGCGCGCGCUGUGGCUCCUAGCGCUAGCGCCGGGGAUCCGCGUGCCUUGGCCUUCUCUGAGGCCGGGCGUGUGCCCCGCUGGCACAGGGAAAGCUAAUCCUGACUGAAGCUUUCCCUCUGCCUAGGCUCUAGGGCCCGCCAAAGCGAGGGUAAAAAACCCUUAAGGUUUGCCCAAGCGGCAUAAGGUCCAGCCAAGGUCUAGGAACCAGAAAGACCAACAAGUUCCAAGGGGUGGCAUUGUCCAAAUGGGCCCUGGAGCUCUAGCUGGCACUCCCCUGGGAACCUGAAAGGACAAUUUUGUCCAAAGGAUGCAGACUCUUUCCUCCUAAUUCGCCCCCUCGCCCUUGUCCUUUUCAGAUAGGGAGAUAGCUCUAUCUACUUCAUCCUAACACUACACAGGAUUUGUUUUACAUUUCCAGGACACUUAGUUACCAGGACGUUUUGAUUCCAAAUGGCCAGUCUGGGCUUUCAAUAGAAUAGCUCCUCCUACCCCCCAUUAGGUUUAGCAUUGUCUGUGACCACAGAGGCACUCACCUUAAAUACUGAGACCCUAAAGCACUAGUUGGGGAUGCUCUCUCUUUGGAGUCCUGGAAAAUUUUGCACAUAUACUUCUUGGCCUGACUGUCCUGCCACAUAGGUUUGCCGGAAACCUGCCUCUUGUAUUUGAUUAUGUGGAGCACACCAAGCUUUUUUCCCCUUAAAAGUUAUUCUUUCAGCCUUCCCACUCCUGAAAAAUCAGUUAUAACCUUUACUGCCCCCAGAAGGGAAGUUUUUCUUUUGGUGCUCUGUGCUCCAUUUGAAUGUAAAUUCCCAUCCAUGUGAUCAGGAUCAAGAGGUUUGUUAAAGUUGCAUCUAGCCUCUAAUUUUCUGAUGAAUAAUAGUUUCAUUUUCCAAUAAUUCAAAACGUUAUUGAUUUUUAACUCACUUCUCCCUUCAUGUGUACCUUUUGAAUGAUUGCAUUGGCUGUUUUGAGAACAGUGUUGCAAAAAUUGCCAAUGAGAAGUUUGCUUGUGUUAAAAUUAAGGGGAAAAAACAGUUCUAUCACUUGUAGACAUUUUCUUGUUUGUCGAGCUGAACAAAGCCUUCAUUUGGUAACUUCUCAGACUUAAAGUGAGAGUAGUCAUCAUAUCCUGGUAAAAUAGAGAAAGUAUAAGAACUUGGGGAACUCAGUGGAUGAUUUGUCUAUACAUAUGUGAUACUCAAAAGGGGCUAUGAUGGAUAAAAUGAGGGGGACUUCUCUAGUCAAUUUCUUUUUUGCUCACAGUAAUUUAAGUAGAGCUAUAUGAAAAAAAAAUAACUUUUCUGUAUGUCUUCCUAAAUUUUUAGAACAAAUUCUCUAUAUAAAAUAAUUCAAUCCCUAAAUUUACUCAUAUAAAUUAUGCCUUGGCCAGCAUUUGAAGUCAGGAGACUGCAAUUUAGUUGUGUCUUUUGCAGAUCUUUGGCAAUGGUUUUUGGGCAUUUGAUCUUCCUACUCUGGAGGAUUUACACAAGAGUGGAGAAGGGGCAUCCAAUUGGGAUAUAAUUGCCAAAGCAAUUUAGAAAUUUGAGGAAUAAGCACAAAAGCUGCUCAGCCUCUAAUGCUUUUUUUUUCUUUUAAAGUAUUGUAUUAAGGUAAAGUAAAUAUGCAUCAAAAUUGGCCUUCACUUUUCAUGUGCCAAUAAAGAACUUUAAUAAUGAUAAUGCCACAAUAAAGUGAUAUCAGUAA